Molecule: messenger RNA, 2856 nt
Organism: Stylophora pistillata
Lineage: Eukaryota; Metazoa; Cnidaria; Anthozoa; Scleractinia; Pocilloporidae
Source: RefSeq, a predicted model, not a curated record
AUGGGUCAGCGGGCCUGUGAAUUACUAAAGCAGAAGGAGAUCAAGUGUGAAUCUCGGAAGUCUGCGAAAGAAAUUUUUGCGUCUGGUGGCGUAGAACCUUUACCGACCCUAGGAACUUUUACGGCAGAUGUCACGCAAGCUGGGCGUGGGUUUAAAGACGGAAGUAAGGCUGACUUCAUAGUGGUUGAAGGCGAUGGUCGCACGCUGUUAGGUCGCGAAACUGCCGAGGUGCUGAGCCUGCUGCGUGUUGGUCCUUUUCAGGCAAACAGUGUUGACGGAGGACGACCAGACGGCAGUGUUAGAGAAAAAUACAAGGAGUUAUUUAGUGGUGUUGGUCUUUUGAAGGGUUACGAAUUAAAACCGCAUGUUGAUGAGACAAUGAAGCCUGUAGCGCAGCAUGUACGCAGGAUUCGUUUUUGGUUGCGAGAGCAGGUUGAUGCGAAGCUUGAUGAACCUUUGAGGCUGGACAUCAUAGAGGAAGUGCCGGAGGGGCCGUCAGGAUGGACAUCGCCAUUGGUUGUUGUUCCCAAACGUGACGGUGACGUGAGGGUCUGUGUUGACAUGCGCCGAGUGAAUGAAGCAAUCGUCAGGGAGCGGCAUCCAAUUCCAACCGUCGAGGAGCUGUUACAUGACUUGAAUGGAAGUACCAUGUUUAGCAAGAUUGAUCUCAAGUGGGGUUUUCACCAGAUCCUGCUCAGCAAGGAAAUUCGUCACAUCACUACUUUCGUCACGCACCGAGGGCUGUAUCGGUACAAGUGGUUGAUGUUUAGGGUGACAUCGGCACCAGAAAAAUAUCAGCAGAUCAUCAGAGACGUGUUAAGAGGUUGUGCUGGGGUUGCCAACAUUGCGGACGAUCUUAUUGUUCAUGGAGGUGACGUGGAGGAACACGACAAGCGUCUUUUUGCUAUGUUGGAUAGGAUGAGUGAAGUGGGGUUGACGGUGAACGGAGACAAGUGCCAGUUUAGGUUGUCGAGGCUUACGUUCUUUGGCCAUGAGUUGACUAGAGACGGUAUAAAUCCAUGCGAAGAGAAGAUAGCCGCUAUUAGAGAUGCAAGACCUCCCAAAGACGCAAACGAAGUACGAUCGUUUAUAGGUAUUGUCCAGUAUUCUUCGAAGUUCAUGCCAGACGUAGCGUCCAUAGCCGAGCCUAUUCAAGAGUUGACCAGGAAGAGCGUCGUGUUUCACUGGGGAAAUGAGCAACAAGCAGCUUUUGAGGAACUAAAGCGUCUAAUCACCCAGGCGGAGACAAUGGCUUAUUUUAAGGUUGGUUGCAGAACGCGAAUCAUUGCUGAUGCAUCCCCGGUUGGCUUAGGGGCAGUUCUCACCCAGCAGCAGGGAGGCAUGUGGAGAGUUGUCUCGUACGCAUCAAGGAACUUAACUGACGUCGAACGGCGCUACUGCCAAAUGGAGAAGGAAGCGCUGGCCUUGGUUUGGGCAUGUGAAAGGACCAACAUGUAUGUUUCUGGACAGGACUUGGAGUUGGAGACCGACCACAAGCCUCUGGAGCGAAAGACUAAUAUAGCAGACGCGUUGUCCCGCUUGAACUCGGAUCACGUGGACCAUGGAGAGGAGUAUGACUAUGUUAGGGCAAUUGUUCAGGACUGUGUAUCCGUUCCUCUAUCACCUAGAGAGAUUGAGGAAGCUUCCUAUAAUGACGAGGAAUUGGCCCAGGUGAAGAAAUGUGUUAAGACAGGGAACUGGGACCAGUGUAUACUUCCCUCGUAUGCAAAGGUCAAGGACGAAUUAUGUCUGUAUGGUGAACUCUUGCUUCGAGGCACAAGGAUUGUGGUUCCCAGGCUCUUGCGCGACAGGAUGGUGCGGUUAGCACAUGAAGGGCACCAGGGUAUAGUCAAAACGAAGUAUCGUCACCGCAGUAAAGUUUGGUGGCCAAUAAUGGACAAAGACGUUGAGAAAUUUUGUAGAGUUUGUCAUGGCUGCCAGGUCACUUCUGUAUUUGACCCCCCUCCAGGUGCCUCUUGGCAGGACUGUGGAGCAGAUCUACUAGGACCCCUACCCACAGGAGAGAGACAGAUAUUGGCCCCCCAAUUCGUGUCUGAAGAGUCUGAAGCCUUUUUACGUACGAAUGGUAUCGAACACCGGGAAACGACUCCAUUGUGGCCACCAGCAAAUGGAGAGGUGGAACGCCAGAAUCGCUCGUUACUGAAAUGCCUACAGAUCGCACAUUUGGAAGGAAAGAACUGGAGACCUGAGUUGCUAGUAUGGUUGACGGCGUACAGAUCCACUCCGCAAACGACGACAGGGACUACACCCUGUUAUAUGAUGUUCGAUCGCGAGAUGAGAUCUAAGCUGGUAGACCUGAAGAGAGAGACAGCUGGUGUGCCAGGCGAGGAAGUGCGAGAGCGAGAUUGGUCAAGUAAAUUAAAGGGAAAAGCUUACGCUGACCUUAAGAGUGGUGCCAAGGCCAAAAGCAUAAGUGUUGGCGACACGGCUGUUGUCAAAGCAGAGAAAACCAACAAGCUGUCUACCAACUUUAACCCUGAUCCCUUUAAGGUUGUUCAUAAGACGGGGUCAGAGGUAACGCUUAGGAACGAGACUGGAAUUGAACUGAAAAGAAACACUGUGUUUGUAAAGAAGUAUAACGAGCACGGAGAUGUAUCCAAUGGCAAGGAAGACCAAGUGGUACAGGCAGGUUCUGCAGUACGGGUGGAUGACCCAGGGGCGAGCAAAAUUUCAGAGACGAAAGUCGUACCGAUGCCAAAAGAGAUUCCUGGAACGUCUGAAGAUUCUCAAGAACAACCUUGGCAUUUCCCAGACAAUGAAAAUACCGGAGUGGGAAGGCCUGUUCGGAGAUCGACCCGGACUGUAAGACCGCCCGAUCGUUAUAAAGCCAUAUAA